UACAAUUUGCUUACGGAGCGCGUUAUAUAUGAAUUAGGUACCAUGGAUACAAUAAUCACAACACAUGCAUGUGAACAUUUGAUGUGAAAUGAACAUGGCAUUGAUGUUAAUGUCAGUCUGUCAGUCAGUGAAUCAAAAAAUUAAUGAAACACGUUGGAGAAAAAACUGGAUCACAUAUUGCCCCAUUUGUAAUUAUUACUAUGAACAAUUUAUUCGAUGACCACGAGUUGUUAAUAAUCAUCUAAACGAAACUGAAGAUCAAGAUGGAAAGACCUGUAGGCUCUCGGCUGAAUACCAGCCGUUGGUUGGACGCUGUCUGGGAGCCCAAUGCAAAUAUACAUGCGCUUCCUGGAGGCCUAGACAUGCUGGACGUGGCCGGGGAUAAUGAAGCUAGGCUAAUCAUAACUGAUCUCACCUCAGAAGUAACGGAUUCUGCAAAGGUGAGGGUAUAUAAAAAUGGUGAUCCAGUGACUGAACAUAAUAUAAUGGAAUCUCCCUGCGGAGUCGUUGGAUUUUAUUCAGAAAAUGCAGAGCCCAGGUCGGCAGCCGUUGCUGUGGGAGCUGGAUCUAGUAUAUAUAUUUAUAAAAAUAUGAGACCCCAUUUUAAAUAUUGCCUCCCAUAUCUGGAUGCACAUCCCAAAGAGAGAGAGAUAUGGCACAGAGCGGGAUUGGACUUGGACCUGAAUGUUCUAUCCCUUUGCGAUGACCUAGAACUACUCUUCAAAGAGCUAGGAGCGGCAUUUGUCUCUCCUAGGACUAUAAAAUUCUUGUCAAUGGAUGAAAAUCUGCGCGUGGAAUUUGCAGAGGAAUACCGUCGCCUCCCCCUCACCCGUAUGAAUGCAGUAUCAACAAUCGGAUUGAUUCGAAAGGAUUCGUGGAAUGAGCCAGCUAGUAGUUGUAUAAUAGUGGGAGCCGAAUCUGGAGAAAUAUUGAUAUUGCACCCCAGGUCAUUUUCAUUAGUUGAGAAACAUCACAUUGGUUGGCCGCCGGUGGCAGUGACCAGUGCUGGUCUAUGGUCCGGCGAUGGUCGAAUAUUUGUCAUCUCACGAGACGGAAAAAUAGGCUCUUUGACGAAAGGAUGUAAUUCAAUAAAUCUGUGGGAAAAAUUAUCAGCCCCGGCUGUUGCUAUUUCCACUCUCACUUGUGAUGGUGCUGCUGUAGCAUUAAUGGAUGGGACAUUGUGCGGAUUUUCGGGGAGUGGAGUUAAAUUAUGGAGGAUUCAAUUGCCAGGAUUGGCACUAGAUCUGACGAGCCUACCAGUGCAGCAGACAGGACUUUCUUUAUUGGCUGUCAGUGUUCCACGCUACGGGGUUCUUAUUCAUGAUGGUCAGCAUCAUGUGGACACGAUUAAUAUGAUGGAACCCGUAUCAGCAAUGAAGUACGGUCGCAUGGGUCAGGAGGAACGCGCAAUGGCUAUGGUAACGAUUCCCGGUGGUUUAGCGGUUAAGAUUCUGAAGAGGACGGCAAAUUUCUCAGCCAGACCUCAUACUUCCAAAUCAAUUACCGAACGGUGCCAAAGUACAUUCGCAAUACCGAAGAAGACCCGUUUAUUCGUUGAGCAGACUAUAAGAGAGAGAGCCGAGGCGAAGAAAAUACACAAUUCCUUUCAGCAAGGAUUUUUGCGAUUGAGAUUGACGGUAGCGAGAAAAGCACGACAGGAAUUAAAUUCGGGAAAUGAAUCUGGCAUGAAUCCCAUCACUAUGGAAGCUAGUGUUCUCGGUCUGGGUCCAACUUAUGUCUUGCGUACUAUUGUAACAAAUUUAUCUGAAGACCCUACGGAACCUUCACUAUUUCUCGUUUUCAGGGGUGAGACUGUUAUAAAGCCGAGGGUUGUGGAAUUACCAUUAUUACCAAGUGGUAUUUCAAUUCCUGUGUUUGUUAAAGCCACUCCUACUUCUGCAUUAGCUGAAAAGAUACAGAUAUGGCUAUGCAAAAAAAGGAGAAUCAAGCCAAUUGCCACCGUUAGCCUUUUAUUACCACUUGCAGAAGUGGAUAUAGAUGUGUGAACACAUUUGAGUGAUUAUUUAAAAAAGCACUGCCAGUAUGAUAUUAUUGUGAUAAUGUAAACAUUGAAAUAUUAUGGAAUUAUUUUAAUUUCACAGAUAUUUCAAUAGCUUCUCUUGUCUCAAAGUCUAAUAAGGGUAUACAUUAUACAUUAUUUUUUGUUUUCUAUCUCGUUUCAAUUUCCUGGAAUAUUAUUGUUGGUGAUUAGAAAUGAUUAGAAAUGAUUUUAUAACUUUAUUCAUCGUGCAACUGAAAAAGCAAAAUCAUCGUUAAUUGGUAAAGUUUUUCCAAUGUCGAGUUAGGACUAAUCCAAAAUCUUCACUAAUCCAAAAUGCGCGUUAAUUUCA
Molecule: messenger RNA, 2351 nt
Organism: Fopius arisanus
Lineage: Eukaryota; Metazoa; Arthropoda; Insecta; Hymenoptera; Braconidae
Gene: BBS1
Product: Bardet-Biedl syndrome 1
Exons: 5
Coding region: 264-2006 (580 amino acids)
Biological process (GO): non-motile cilium assembly; protein localization to cilium
Cellular component (GO): centrosome; BBSome; axoneme
Molecular function (GO): smoothened binding; patched binding
Source: RefSeq, a predicted model, not a curated record